This is a messenger RNA of Penicillium argentinense, 2193 nucleotides long. RefSeq names its product fungal specific transcription factor domain-containing protein. The record is from RefSeq and is a predicted model, not a curated record. The transcript has 4 exons. NCBI's taxonomy places the organism in Eukaryota, Fungi, Ascomycota, Eurotiomycetes, Eurotiales, Aspergillaceae. Gene Ontology annotation, molecular function: DNA-binding transcription factor activity, RNA polymerase II-specific; zinc ion binding; sequence-specific DNA binding. Gene Ontology annotation, biological process: positive regulation of transcription by RNA polymerase II; DNA-templated transcription. The coding region runs from base 1 to 2193 and encodes 730 amino acids.
AUGGCUCCCGAAGAUGGCAGUGCCCCGCCUCCGAGAAAGGUCCGCUCGGCAUGCCGCCGAUGCCGGCAGAAACAAUGGCUGGAGCAGCAGUUGGGAACGUUGUGCCCCGAUUUUGACUUCUCGCAAGGCCCAAAGGUCAAUGCUGACUUCAUGGAGACGCUGAACGCGUCCCGUGAUAGCCAGAGCUUUGCUAACUUACCCUCUUUGUCUCAUGGGGCUGCAUCGGAAACAUCCCCUGAUGCUUUUAUCGAGGAGGCUGCCACAAAUAAACGCUGUCACUCGGCCAUGGAGUCAGAAGCCGACUCCCCACUUUCUGCGAAAGCGCGGUCUGUGGCGAUUGACCUAGGAAUGCUCUCAUUACAGUCUGACUCACGUCAGAAGCACUAUCUUGGAUCUUCUUCCGGGUUGUUGUUUGCGAAGUUGAUGGGGCUGGACAAUGAACUGCGUCCUGAACAAGCUUCCCAAGUACGCCGACUCGCCCCAAGGCGGGUUCCAGACGAGAUAUACCGAUCCCUUUACGACCAACUGAAACAUAACAUUCAUGUCGACCAACCCUUCCUCCAUCCCGCAUCGUUGAUCAAUGCGUAUCAGGCCCUGUACCUGUGCUCUCAAGCGGGCUACAAUGGCUCCGUCGACCGCAAUGGCUGGAUUGAUACGGUGGACCCGUUUCAUUACAAUGGUAAGAUGGACCAUGUGGCUGGCCGCAACAUUACUCCCAUAUCUAUCGCGACCGCCGUAUUCCAUGUCUUUAUGACAAUCUCCCUGUCGGCUACGAUUCUUACCAGAAAAAAGAACUACGACUAUUCGCCAACUAGGUUCCAGCGAAUGGCGAUGUCUGCUGCAGCUGAAACGUUCUCAAGCAUCUCAGUCCCAUCACUGCAGGCCGUUCUACUACUGGCCGUGCAGAGUCUUAUUGAACCAGCCAGUGUGAACAUUUGGACAUUGUCUCAUAUUGCAAUGUCCCACUGUGUGGACAUUGGUCUACACAGAGAGUCAAGUGGCUCAGAAAUGCCCAGCGUGGCAAGAGCGAUGUUGAGAUUCAUCUUCUGGACUGUGUACUCUCUUGAUCGUUGGUUAACUGGAAUCUCUAGCUCGAUCUCCACGAUACAAGGUCGCCCACUUGGCAUUCGCGACGAGACGUUUGACGUCCAACUCCCUGAUGAAAGGGAUAUCUUCGAGAUGAUGACCCUGGUAGGCAACGAUCUGGUAAUCGAAUUGCCGUCUUCCCAUAUCCUGGCGCUAUCAGUAUCUCGAUUCCGUCUAGAUCGCCACAUCUCGGAGAUCAAGCUCUUGUUGUAUCAUUUACCAACACAGAACAAAAGCUUCGUCUGGCCCACAAACCUACCAGAAAUCCAAUCUCGACUCAAGUCAGACCUCGACAAGUGGGUCCUUGAUGUUCAACGGAUUACUCCGAAUGACACCAUCGAUGACGAAGAAAAGAUCAAAUUCCAAUUUGAGAAAAUGAGACAUGAGCAGCUCUAUCACUCGGCUAUAUCACUUCUGUUCCAACCUUCCCAGGCUUUCCCAUCACCCAGCGAGGAAGCAUUAUUCCUCUGCUACCAAAGCUGCAGCAAGCGCCUGGAGAUCUACGAUGCCGUCAACCAUCAAGACAUGCUGUAUUACAACUGGCGCAACAUACACGGCAUCUUCUCGUCUGGAGCAACCAUCGUCUACUGUGCAUGGGCGUCACGAGACCUGCAACGCACCAUUCCUUUUGCAAAGCUGCUUCGAGACUUGCGUACCUGCUCCAACCAUCUUAGUAUUGGGAGUCAGUGGUGGCCAUCUGUACGCAAUGGCAAGGAGAGCUUUGAGAUGAUGAUCGAUCUGAUUAUCAAGUAUUUCAGCGAUAUACAGCUACGGGUUCAGGGCUCUAUACCACCCCUGGGGCAAAGCUGGCCCCUGAGAGAUAGGACUGAACACCCUCAACCUUCUUCAUAUCACAGUGUCACCGGAAUGGACGACAGCAUGUCUGGAGUGGAUUCCACGCCUGGGAGUCAGCAGCGAAUGCAGCUACAACGCCUUGUUUCUAAUGGCCCAAACCAGCCAUUCCCGCCAGGUAGGUGGCUUCCUCUUCCAGAGACCUCAAAUCUCUUCCCUCCGACCUUUCUCUGGAAUGUUGUUGACCUUGACCAGUUGAAAAAGGCCAGUCGUCUUUCGACAACCUCAAUCUUUCCAUGCCAAUCGAUCCACUAG